UGUCUCUAGGUAACGGGGGGCGGGGCUGCGCUUCGCUGUGCUCUUUCGGGCGGUGGUAGCUCCGGUACCGGCAGUGAACGCUGCUGAUUUCCGUCCGUAGGGCCCAGUGUACUGGGAGCCCCCGAGAGCCUGAGGGCUUGGACCUCACACGCAGGAUGUACGCAGACGGCGUGGACAAUGACUCGGAGCUCUUCCCCGAUGAGGACGGUCUGACCCUCGGGCAGCGAGACGUCCACCAUGAAUCUGACCUGGACAGCGCCAUCGAGAGCACCCAUAGUUCUGAAGCCUCUGAUGAAUGUCGGGGGGAUGGCAAGGAUCUGGAGGGGCACUACCUUCCUGGCGACCAGACCCUCCUCAAUCCCUCGUCCUCGUCGGACUUCUCCACGGCCUCGCUGAUCAGCAGCGAGGAGCAGUUUGAGGACUACGGUGAAGGUGAUGACAUUGAUUACACCCCAAGCAGCCCCUGCCCUGAUGAUGAGAGCAGGACCAACGCCUUCUCAGACCUGGGCUCCUCUGUCUCCUCCAGUGCCGGACAGACGCCGCGUAAGAUGAGGCACAUGUACAACAGUGAGCUGCUGGACAUGUACUGCACCCAGUGCUCCAAGAAGAUCACCCUCCUCAACGACCUGGAGGCCCGGCUCAAGAACCUCAAAGCCAGCAGCCCCAACAGGAAGAUCUCCAGCACAGCGUUUGGCAGGCAGCUGAUGAACACCAGUAACCUGAGCAGCAGUAAUGGCAGCACCGAGGACUUGUUCCGGGACAGCAUUGACUCCUGCGACAAUGACAUCACAGACAAGGUCAGUUUCCUGGAGAAGAAGGUGACCGAACUGGAGAAUGACAACCUCACAAACGGAGACGUGAAGAGCAAGCUGAAGAUGGAGAACACACAGCUCGUGCUGAGGGUCCAUGAACUGGAGGAGAUGCUGAAGGACCAGGAGAUGAGGUCGGAGCAGAUCCUGGAGGAGGAGCUGAAGCGCCACCGGGAGACCUACAGCCGCCUGGAGAAGGAGAAGGGCGUCGAGCUGGAGUUGCUGACUGCCAGGGUCCAGGAGCUGGAGGAGGAGAACGAAGAUUUACUGACGUCUAUAACCCGGCUGAAGUCACACACCGAGAGGAUGGAUGAGGAGCGGCAGCGGAUGGCGGAUUCACUGGAGGACACCAGUCUGCGGCUCCGAGAUGAGAUGGAUUUGUACAAGAAAAUGAUGGACAAGCUGCGACAAAACCGUCAGAAGUUCCAGCAGGAGCGGGAGGCCACGCAGGAGCUCAUUGAAGAUUUACGGAAGGAGCUGGAACAUCUGCAGAUUUACCGUCUGGACUGCGAGCUCUCUGGCCGGGGACGCGGCUUCUCCUCCGGGCUCCACGAGUUUAACACCAAAACCCGGGAAUCGGAGCUGGAGCAGGAGAUCAGGCGCCUCAAACAGGACAACCAGAAACUCCGGGACCAGAACGACGACCUGAGUGGGCAGAUCCUGAGCCUCAGUCUGUACGAAGCCAAGAACCUCUUCUCCACCCAAACCAAGGCUCAGUCCCUGGCUGCAGAGAUCGACACGGCCUCCAAGGAUGAGCUGAUGGAGGCCUUAAAGGAGCAGGAGGAGAUUAACCUUCGCCUCCGCCAGUACAUGGAUAAGAUCAUUCUGGCCAUCCUGGACCACAACCCGUCCAUCCUGGAGAUCAAGCAGUGAUUGCCUCCUUCCUCUGGACUUUUCAUCUUGAAGACUCCUUAAGACUUGACGCUGCUCUGGCAGAACUGGAUCUAACUGGAAACUGUGAGCGCUGCUCAGCAGGACUGGAGAGUGCGGCUGGAUCAGGACCCUUCUCCUUCCCUGGUCAUGAUUGACUUGUCUGCGGCUACUGACCACCAGUGUUGAAGUAAUACAAGAUGCCUGCAGCGGGGUAGGGGCCCACAAGAUAUCGGUCACGUCCAUUGCUGCUCGGCCUAAAAUACGUGACCCUAAGGUGUAAGUGGAAAUGCCUUCUGAGACUUUCAGCCGCCUGCACGUUGUGGUGGUGACUCACAUGUACCAUUGGGUGAAUGGGCUCCUUUAAGGGUGGUCUCAGAAGCCUCUGGGGCGCUCUUUCUAGUAUCACGUGUGUCGUAGGGUCUCUCCCUGGCGUGCACUACCUGCGGUCACUACUGGAGCCUCCAUGGGGCAGUAUUCUGUAGAGGCUGAUUGUCUGUACACCGCCAGAUGUCACGUAUGAUGUUGGGGCGCACACGGCUCACCCCAGGACUCUUUCUUCCUUGUACAGAUAUCGUAUGUUACCGAUGUGAACUGCGACUUAAUUUAUUUUUUUAAUUAAUGAUCUGAAGAAAAUUGUGAGAAAUUAAGAAUUGUAAAAAUGUAAGAGGCUGAGCAGAAAUGCGGCCGAGUUUGGUGGCCUCCACGCACGUAAAUAAAUCACAUGAUCAUCACCA
Messenger RNA from Bufo gargarizans (Asiatic toad), 2416 nucleotides. It is a transcript of the gene RAB11FIP4, whose product is annotated as RAB11 family interacting protein 4. The record is from RefSeq and is a predicted model, not a curated record. Gene Ontology annotation, cellular component: recycling endosome membrane; cleavage furrow; midbody. The transcript has 13 exons. Bases 156 to 1682 code for a protein of 508 amino acids. Lineage: Eukaryota; Metazoa; Chordata; Amphibia; Anura; Bufonidae. Gene Ontology annotation, biological process: endocytic recycling; regulation of cytokinesis.